Messenger RNA from Microtus ochrogaster (prairie vole), 3616 nucleotides. It is a transcript of the gene Noc4l, whose product is annotated as nucleolar complex protein 4 homolog. Lineage: Eukaryota; Metazoa; Chordata; Mammalia; Rodentia; Cricetidae. Gene Ontology annotation, cellular component: Noc4p-Nop14p complex; nucleolus; small-subunit processome. The transcript is spliced from 15 exons. The coding region runs from base 1 to 1551 and encodes 516 amino acids. Gene Ontology annotation, biological process: ribosome biogenesis. The record is from RefSeq and is a predicted model, not a curated record.
AUGGAUCGUCACCUGGCUUCGGCGGGCUCCCGUGGGGAGCUUGGCCGUCUACUACAGGCGGUGCUAACGAGCCGUGGCCAGGCCAACGCGGUGUUUGACAUCCUGGCUGUACUUCAGUCCGAGGACCCUGAGGAUAUCCAGGAAGGAGUGCGUACGUGCAGCCGACUCUUCGGCACCUUGCUGGAGCGGGAAGAGCUCUUCGUGGGCUCGCUGCCACGCGAGGACGGGGUCCUGGCAGGAUCCCAGGGAGCCACACACAAAUACAAAGUUUGGAUGAGACACCGCUAUCACAGCUGCUGUAAUCGCCUGGAGGAGCUCCUGACCCAUCCCUCCUUCCAAGUCAAGGAGCUGGCCCUCAAGACACUCAUGAAGUUUGUGCAGCUAGAAGGAGCAAAACCCCUGGAGAAGCCCCAGUGGGAAAGUCACUACCUCUUUCCCCGCACACUCUUCAGGGCAGUGGUAGGAGGCCUGCUCACACCCGAGGUUGACCACAGCCUGCUUAUCUCCCAGUUCUGCGAAUACUUGGAAUAUGAUGAUAUACGAUACCACACAAUGCAGGCGGCCACAAGCACUGUAGCCCAAGCCACCAGCCAGCAAUCUGAGGUGUCACCCACCUUCUGGAACAAUGCCUUCAUGUUGCUGUCUGUUGUGAACCUGCCCCUCCAAGAGCAUGACCUUACCAAGUUCUAUGUGAAGCACACACAGACAUCAGACAAGUGGAAGGUCAUUCACUUGAAGGAGCACAGAAAAGCUUUCCAGGAGAUAUGGCUUGGGUUCCUUAAACAUAAGCUGCCCCUCAGCCUCUACAAGAAGGUACUAGUGGCUAUGCAUGACUCCAUCCUGCCCCACCUGGCUCAGCCCACCCUCAUGAUUGACUUCCUCACAAGUGCUUGUGAUGUGGGUGGUGCCAUCAGCCUCCUGGCCUUGAAUGGGCUUUUCAUCCUAAUCCAUAAGCAUAACCUGGAAUACCCUGAUUUCUAUCAAAAGCUCUAUGGCCUUCUGGAUCCAUCCAUCUUUCACGUCAAGUACCGAGCCCGGUUCUUUCACUUGGCCGACCUCUUCCUUUCCUCCUCCCACCUCCCCGCCUACCUGGUGGCUGCCUUUGCCAAACGCCUGGCCCGGCUGGCCUUAACAGCACCUCCUGAGGCCCUUCUUAUGGUCCUGCCCUUUAUCUGCAACCUGUUGCGUAGACACCCUGCCUGCCGAGUUAUGGUGCAUCGUCCACAGGGCAUUGAGCUAGAUGCUGAUCCAUAUGACCCAGUAGAGAAGGACCCAGCCAGGAGCCAUGCCUUGGAGAGCUGCUUGUGGGAGCUGCAGACUCUUCAGCAGCACUACCAUCCUGAGGUAUCCAGAGCUGCCGGGGUCAUCAACCAGGUGCUAUCUGUCCCUGAGGUCAGCAUUGCGCCACUCCUGGAACUUACUGCUUAUGAGAUCUUUGAGCAGGACCUGAAGAAGAAGGCACCUGGGUCAGUGCCCCUGGAGUUCAUCCCAUCCAAAGGCCUGCUGGGCCGACAGGAUCACCUCUGCACCCAGUUCUUCACUCUCACCUGACCUGGCCUCAUCUCCUAAGAAUUUUCUUUUUGUGUCUGAGACAGACUCUCACUUUGUAACCCAGGCUGGCCUGUAACUUGUGGUCCCCCUGGCUCAGCUUCCCUGGUGCUGAGGUACAAGGGUCUACCACCAUGUCUGCGUUCAAAUAAAUGCUUUUUUUUUUUUUUUAAAGGGAGUAUAUCUGGCCAGUCGGGUCUUGGGCAGAGUUGGAAUCUUUGGGCCAAGUUUCUUCCCUGCUAGGCAGGCAGGGGCUGCCAGAGUCCUCUGCCUUUCUUGUAGCCUGGAGGACAGGACAGAGGGCUUGGAUAUUUCCACAAGGAUCCUGGGGAGGUGGCGCAGGAGCACUGGGCCCAUUUUGUAAUAGGGCAGCCCUGCUAUAUCCAUCUGUGCUUAGUUUAGACUCAUGUGAGGCAGGGUACCCAAGUGGUGUCCUGGGGACACAGAUCUGCCCCAAUCUUCUGGGCUGCUGUAAGUCUACUUGCUCUUUACCACAGAGAGUCUAGUUUCUAUCAGUUUCAUCUGAAGGUUGUUCAAAGAGAUGUCUUGGAUCUGUACUGAUUCAAGCAGAUGAGUAUACUGUCCUGUUUCUACUCCCAGUUUGGCUGUUUGGAAUCUGUGUGAACCCAUUUGCAAGGGAUUGGUCAGUAGGCCUUACUGUGCAUGACUUGUAAGGCUUUGACAGAAAUGAUGGUGAGUGGAUUUGUUUGUCAUGUGCAGAUUUGGGAACACAGGACUGGCUUCCAUAUGUCAUUGCCUUAGCCACAGUUUUGCUGUCCUCCAGUCAUUCUGGUUCCUGCCUGAGGGCAUUUCUGCUGGCCACACCAUUUCUCUAAAUUCAAGCUCUGUCUGGAAUGUGGACUUGGUGGUGCUCCACAGGUGGAACUGAGCUGUGAGGGUAAGAUGGUUGGGAUCAGCAAGAGGACCCUGGGAGCUCUGUGGGAUGCCCAGAACUUCCCGAGGCCAAGCUUCUGUGGAUCACAUAGAACGGAAGGUAUGGGAGUGAGCAAGCUGCCCAGGAGGAGGCAGAGGAGUCUCCUGGAAGGCAGCUACCCCAUGUCAGUGACUACAGUUGUGAGUUGUCCCUCUCUGUGCUUAGUUCUCUGUGGGCAAUGUGUAUAACAUCUAGUUGGGUCAGGCUCUUUAGGGCCACCUCACAUGUUGCUUGCUUGCAGGGAAAGGCCUGUGGUGGUGUCUACACAAGUGAGGACAUACACACUCACUGACUGGCAGUCCCUUAUCAGGCAUUAUCCAGUCCCUAAUCUGCCAUUGCAUCUAUGCACAGGGGCCAAAACUGGGAGCAAGCCUCACGGGACUGGAUAGCGUGCUGAAUGUUGGAGGGUUUUACCCGUAUGCCAGCAUUUGGUAUUUUCCAUCCCAUCCUAUGCUGGCUCCUGUGGCUCUUGCCUUGGUAAAGGUAUGUUUCUCAUUUCCCUGGGGGGUCUCAGAAGGUAGAUGUUGUAUAUAAACUACCAGGGACUCCAGCUCUUAAUUUUCUCCUGCCCACUGUUGCCCUUAAAGUGGUUGCCCAAUCACCUGAUGGCUUUUCCUUUACCACUGGGUCAUCAUAAAGUCAGGCCUUUGAGUACUGCCCAAUUGUCAGUAUAGGUUGUUACUGACCAAAGUUCCCAUAUUGUCACAUGGUGCUUAUUUUCAUUCGUAUUGCUGCUACCUGCCCAUUCUGGUUUGGCACCAUGCAGAUACGACUUGGACACCAGCCAUCAGUAUGAAUUGGGGAUGUCCCUUCUAGUAUUCAGUCAGGGUUGGCUGGAGAGUCAAUUGCAGGAGGAGAGGUUCUGGCUUUAAAUGGCACUGGCCCCAGUACCACCUACAUAGCAUUGGUGAUAAGGGUUUGUCUUAGGGUUUCUAUUGCUGUGUUGACUCUCAUGACCAAAGCACCUUAGGGAGGAAAGGGUUUGUUUGGCUUAUAACAUUGUUCAUCAAAGAAAGUAGGGACAGGAACUCAAAUGGCAGGAACUAAUGGUAGAGACUAUGGAGGUAGCCUUGGUUGUUCUGGAACUCGCUCUGUAGACCAGGCUGGCUCUGAAUUCACAAAGAUCCACCUACC